Messenger RNA from Solea senegalensis (Senegalese sole), 2075 nucleotides. RefSeq names its product cytosolic 5'-nucleotidase 1A-like. The record is from RefSeq and is a predicted model, not a curated record. Gene Ontology annotation, molecular function: nucleotide binding; 5'-nucleotidase activity; magnesium ion binding. The transcript is spliced from 6 exons. NCBI's taxonomy places the organism in Eukaryota, Metazoa, Chordata, Actinopteri, Pleuronectiformes, Soleidae. Gene Ontology annotation, biological process: adenosine metabolic process; nucleotide metabolic process. Gene Ontology annotation, cellular component: cytoplasm; cytosol. The coding region runs from base 110 to 1198 and encodes 362 amino acids.
UUUUCCCUUACUACAUUUCCGUAAAAGUUUUUUCUUCAUCUCUCUCCAUCCACACACCUCGUCCGCGUGAACACCGCACCACACUCUCGUUACCUUUUUAUCCGUCAAAAUGAGUGAAAUCAAACCAAACGACACGGCAGCUUCGGGUGACGACAGCGGGGAGGAGAAGGACUGGGCUGCGGCCAAAGCUUUCUUUGACAACCUGAAAACAAACAAACCCAGACCUCCCAAACCGAAGUACGCAGUUACCAUCGCUGUCUCCUCUCGCACCCUCUUCAACAUGGUGGCAGAGAGGAAGAUCUACGAGGAAGAAGGAGUGGAGCAAUACGUGUCUCAUCAGAUUGAACAUGAAGAUGAGCCCCUAAAACCAGGCCCUGCUUUUCCCUUUGUUAAGGCUCUGAUGAAUGUCAACUCUCGGUUGAGGGACCUCUACCCGGACAGCGAGGAGCUGUUUGACAUCGUCUUAAUGACGAACAACCACGCCGAAGUCGGAGUGCGCCUCAUAAACAGCAUUAAUCACUAUGAUUUGACUAUAGAGAGGUUCUGCAUGACGGGAGGGAAGAGUCCCAUCGGUUACUUGAAGGCCUACAUGACAAACCUUUACCUCUCCAAGGACUCGGAGAAAGUCGUCGAGGCCAUCAGUGAAGGAAUCGCCGCAGCCACGAUGUUCAUGCCGAGCACCGAGACCGAGCUGAGCGACACUCAGCUGCGGGUGGCGUUUGACGGCGACGCCGUCCUCUUCUCGGACGAGUCGGAGAUCAUCGUGAAGCAACACGGCCUCGACACUUUCUUCGAGCAUGAGAAGGAAUUUGAGAACAAACCCCUCGCGCAGGGGCCUCUAAAGUGCUUCUUGGUGGCUCUGGGGAAACUCCAAAGGAAAUUCUACGCCAAGAACGAGCGCCUGAACUGUCCCAUCCGAACCUACCUGGUCACGGCCCGCAGCGCUGCCAGCUCGGGGGCUCGGGUCCUGAAGACGCUGCGCUCCUGGGGCCUGGAGAUCGACGAGGCCCUCUUCCUGGCGGGGGCUCCCAAGGGGCCCCUGCUGCAGAAAAUCAGGCCGCACAUCUACUUCGACGACCAGAUGUUCCACAUCGAGGGGGCCAAGGAGCUGGGAACCAUUUCGGCGCACGUGCCCUAUGGAAUCGGACAAAAGUACAACAAGGGGAAACUCAUUGAGCAGCCUGAGAAAAAGGAAUGAGACGUACACGGAAUUUGAGCUGCAUAUAAAUGAUCGUGUUCAGGCGGAACAGAAAAUGAAGCAAACUUAGGCGACGCGGUUUUUCUAAUUGAGGGUUUUUUUACUACUUUUUCCUGGUGUUGCUUGGGUGUUUUUACCAAAGCAAGUUAUUACACUAUUUCACUUAAUGCUGUCUAGGAAGAACAAAAGCACAAUAUUAAUAACCUGUUGGUGACUUGUUGUUAAAUCUCUAUCAACAUUUUUACCUUUUGAAAAGUGUGCUGUUUUGGAAAAAAAAAAAAACAGUUUCUCACAUUCACAUUGGAACUAAUGUAAUAUUUUUUUUACUUUUUUAUACCAUGCACACAAGAUUUAUUUUAUUUGUCACACUUUUGGCCACUGGUUUUUGGACUAGCUUUGACUAACUUUAAAGAAUACAACAUAUCUGCUGUAGUAGCAGCUACUUUUUAAUAUUUCCAAUGUUUUUGCUGUUUGGCUUUUAAUAUUUCACAUCUAACGGUUAACUUUUGUGGUGGUUUAAGGUUUAAAGGGACGCUGGUUGACGCUGUGCAUCUUUGUCACUGUCUUUGCUGUUGGCGCACACACACACAUACACCCAAUAGUAAUUUAUUUUAUUUGCCUCAAGCUUGUUUACACUUUUGAAAAUGUGUCUGUUCACCAGGCAGCGCACUGUAACGUCACGAGUGACUACUUUAUGUAUUAUACAGGAAGCAUUUUGUGUAUUUCAUAUUGCCGAAAGAAACCUCACAAGUAACUUAAUGAGUCGCACGACAACACUAUUAGUCAGUCACCUGUUUUUUUACGUGCUCUAAAAUCUGUCUGUCGAGCACUGGUGUGUAUAUGUAAUGGACAAAUAAAAGAAUGUGGAGAAAACCUA